AACGGUUUGAAUAAGGAGGGAGGGGGAGAAUCCAAUCCGGUUUGAGCUAGUUCUUCUUCCAAUGGAACAUUAACGUCUCGCUGCGCUGUAUUAGACUGUAUACUGGUACAGCUUUAUCCACAAUAUACCACUGUAUUUUCCUCCUGUACCGAGCAGCAUUUAGCUCGUUUUUCUUCUUUUUUUAAAAAAAACACCCCCACACAAAAACCAGCCAUGCCUAAAAGGAGCAGAGCAGACAGAGGAGAAACAGCGCCCAAGAGGAGAUCUCUCAGGUUGAAAGAUAAACCUGCUGCACCUGCAAAGGCAGAGGCCAAACCAAAGCCAAAGAAGGCACCUGCUAAGCCUAAGAAAGCCAAGGAGGUGGAGAAGGCCAAGCCCGAGGAGAAAGCACCAGAGGCCCCCGCUGAGAACGGCGAAGCCAAAGCUGAGGAAGAGGCACCAGCUACAGAAGAAGCUGAAGAAAAAGAUGAUGAGGCAGCAGAAUAACAUCUCUCCAACCACAUCUUUUACCAGUGCUCCCUGUACCUCUUUUCUUGUACAAUUCAGGGGAAUAUUUUUAUCAACUAUUUUCUAAAUACAGGUUUUUUAGUAGUUUGAUUGUAGAGAACACUUUUUUUUAAUGAAAGAAAAAAAGUCAAUUUGGAGACGGGAAUUUCGUCACAUCCCACAAUUUUGCAUCGCCACAAAAAUUGCGGUCAUUGUUGUUACUGUCAGUGGAUUUCAUUUCAGUUUUAAAUGUGAAGGAGGGGAGGGUGCAGGACAGGUUACCGUGUCAACACGUAAAGAACACGACGUUCACAGGAGCUGGGGCAACAACCGGAAGAGCUUGUCUGCGUGGAUUACAUUCCAUAUGCUUUAUAAGGGACAGUGUAUGUAAUCUGUGCUGGGGUGGGGAUGGACAAAGUCACAGGGCAACUCAUUGUUUUAUUGUUUAUAAAUGAAGAACAGUGUUUUAGAAUGUUUGUAAGCUUUGUUCCUAUAUGUUAACUCUUGUACUCAUGCAGUUUUCUUAAUGAAUCUGAUCAAUAAAGCUAAAAUCCCUAGUACUGGAGCUCUCCUUAUCAGAACUGUGCAUCGCGUGUGUUGGUUGUGUCUCUGUUCUGUGAUAGCAUCGCAAUAAAUUUGUAUAGCUGCUGUGAAAAAGGUUUUCAAUCUUUCUAUAUGCAGUGUGUAAUGGUACAUUGUAAGGAUGGUAAAAAUGGAAUUUGUUUUCUUAGCCAAGAUAAUGAGGUGUGUAACCAUUAAAAAGACAAAACUGUUGACAUUGGCUUCUUAAAGGCCAACAGACAAACUGUACAUUUAUUUGAGAUGUCAAAUGCAUACCAGCAGUAGCAAUAUUCAUGUGGGUUUUAGAUAUCUGUAUCAAGUACAAGUGUGCAGUUUCUUUUUAUUUGUUUAUAGAUGUACCUGUGUAAUGAUUGUUAUCAACAAACCAAUAAAACUCAGUUGGUAGUUGUUA
Molecule: messenger RNA, 1459 nt
Organism: Sebastes umbrosus (honeycomb rockfish)
Lineage: Eukaryota; Metazoa; Chordata; Actinopteri; Perciformes; Sebastidae
Gene: hmgn1b
Product: non-histone chromosomal protein HMG-like
Exons: 6
Coding region: 214-486 (90 amino acids)
Cellular component (GO): chromatin; nucleus
Molecular function (GO): nucleosomal DNA binding
Source: RefSeq, a predicted model, not a curated record